Molecule: messenger RNA, 1394 nt
Organism: Carassius carassius (crucian carp)
Lineage: Eukaryota; Metazoa; Chordata; Actinopteri; Cypriniformes; Cyprinidae
Product: endothelin-2-like
Exons: 5
Coding region: 104-613 (169 amino acids)
Biological process (GO): intracellular calcium ion homeostasis; vein smooth muscle contraction; regulation of vasoconstriction
Cellular component (GO): extracellular region
Molecular function (GO): hormone activity; endothelin B receptor binding
Source: RefSeq, a predicted model, not a curated record
GAGUUGAACACAAGCACCUGUCAGUGUGGAGCUCUGUGGACUGCAGAUACUAGCUGUAUAUCAUCACUUAACUGGAUUUACCAGACGUGUUCAACUCUCCAGAAUGGCUUGCUCACCGUGGACUGUUGUCUUUAUCUCAGUUACUCUCUGUGUGCUGCAGCAAGGGUUUGGAUAUCCUCUAUCCGAUCAGUCUGAAGCAUCAAGUGAUCCCCCUGCUCUCAAACGGGUCCGGACCAAACGCUGCUCCUGUAGCAGCUGGUCGGACAACGAGUGCAUCUAUUUCUGCCAUUUGGACAUCAUCUGGGUCAACACACCGAAUAAGAUCACACCUUUCGGUCUGGGAAGCCCUCUGUCCCGUCGCCGGCGCUCCACGGGCCGCUGUGAAUGUGCCAAUCCCACCGACCGGACCUGCUCCAGUUUCUGUCACAGCAGUUCAGAAAAUCCAGAUAUGGAGAUUGUGACCCAAUUAGAUGACGAGUCAAAUCACCCUGGCAAAACUAGCGGUUAUUUACUGUCAUCUCUCAGGAAGGUGAUUAAAAACAACUUCAUGACAGCCUCACGAACGGCUUCGACCAAGAAGAAAUCCCAACUCAGGAAUCUCUUGAUCAGUUAGAGAGAGAUGAGGUGACGGUCGACUGAUGGAGCGCCUGAACAAAGUCCUGCAGACGGGACGGAUUCACUGAGUUCAAGAGCGAGCUGAACUGCUGAGGCACAAACCCUCAGGUACUUCAGCUGAAGAGGAGCAGGACGAGAGAACCCAGAGAAAAGAAGAAAAGAUCACCUUCUGCAUCAGUGAACUGGUGACAUUUCCAAUUAAGAGUGAGUUAAAAACAGCGGACAUCAUUUAAGUUUGCCAUGUGAGAAGCUAUGGUGGGAAAGAUGAAACCCCUGCGCUUGAAAGAUUUAAGAUACUGUUUAAUCUCUGUUCUUGACACUGAAUAUUUCCUUUUUUAUUAUCCUUUAUUUAUUAUGUUUUCUCUGUAUCAGAGCUUAACUUUAUUAUUUAUUUAUUUACAUAUUUAUUUUUCUUUUAUUUGGAAAUUAAUGUGUCUGAUGCUUUGUGAUCAGCUGCUCAAAAAAAGAGUCCAAAAUGAAAAAAAAAAAAAAAAAAACAACACUUGAGGAAUGUUUAUCUGUUUUCUUUUUAUGGCUCUUCCUUCCCUCCAUUUUUCCUGAUUUUCCCUUCAGUGAAGGCGGAAGUACUUAUUGCAUACUUUCAGUGGAGUGUUCAGAUACCGGUAUGUUUCAAUAGCUCAAAGCUUACCAAAAAAAAAAAAACUCUGUUAUUGUUUUCCUAAAGUAAAGCCGGCUCCAUUAUAUAAAUACUGUAAAAGCUACUGUGUAGAGUUCCCAUUACUGCCUCAUUAAAUGCAAUCUGUUCAUGACUACUUUAA